Penicillium longicatenatum is the source of this 411-nucleotide messenger RNA. RefSeq lists its product as uncharacterized. The coding region runs from base 1 to 411 and encodes 136 amino acids. Gene Ontology annotation, molecular function: transmembrane transporter activity. The transcript has a single exon. Gene Ontology annotation, biological process: transmembrane transport. The record is from RefSeq and is a predicted model, not a curated record. NCBI's taxonomy places the organism in Eukaryota, Fungi, Ascomycota, Eurotiomycetes, Eurotiales, Aspergillaceae.
AUGUACACCUCCGGCAUCACAGGAAUUCAACAGACAUUCGACAUCUCAUCCGACAUUAUUGUUCUUUUAGGUUUGACGACCAAUCUAUUCGGCCUAGCCAUCGGGUCUGUGAUACUUUCGUCGUUGUCGGAGAUAUAUGGUCGCCGACUCGUUUACCUUAUCUCUGUAACAUUAUUCGCCCUUAUGACACUACCUGUGGCUUUGGCGAAAGAUAUCGAAGCCGUUCUGAUCAGCAGGUUCUUCGGUGGCUUCUUUGGUGGUGCUUGGAUUGCAAGUGCCCCUGGUAGUGUGACUGAUGUCACUGAUGAUAAGUAUCGUGCUUUGGCUCUGAGUUGCUGGAGUCUUGGAACGAUGAAUGGGCCAGUUCUUGGUAUCACUCCGCUUGGUCGCCAAUAUGUUGCCAUAAUCUGA